GGUUACGGCAGUGUGAGAAAUAGCUUCCUCUAAUGCCGGUUUGGAUUUAGCUAAUUUAAAUAAUUUUCACUUAUUUGAACUCCAGUCAAUCAAAUCUAACAUUAAAUUUGACAAUAAGAAUUCUUUUAAAAAAAUCUAAUAAAUUUUAAACGUUUUAAACAUAUGGAGAACUUUUAUUAGGAACUAGUAGCGUUAUCUUAAUGUUAUUUUUGUAUCUGGCACAGCGGGAGCAGAGCUGAGUGUCAGGAGAGACUUAGCGGAGUUGGUACGGCUACGCUUCGUUGACAGUGAGAAACACUUCCCUGUCAACAUUGUGUAUAUUCAUUUAAAAAAUGACAAGUUCAGUAGGGAAACUGAUAAACUAUUUAGCAGACUCGAGUCUCACAGCGGAGUUUCAACGAAAAUGUGGAAUAAGUCACCACUCGUCUUUGCACAGCAACGGCGUCAAUGGAAACGCUCACGCCGGUACAGGUAUUUUGAAGACAAAUCAAGGCUCUGAUGAUUCGACACUCCCAGGUAGUUGUACUGAUUCUACUAAUAACAUUUUUUACAAAAAUGGCACAAUCUUACACAAUAAUACAGAACCAUUCGGCCCAUUUAAUGCGUCAGAUAAACAUGCCGACAACAGUCUUUCCAAUGGCUCGCACAUUUCAAAUGGCCAUAAUCAUAAUAAUACCGGUUUGAAGGAAAGAAAGUUGAACAAUGUACAGCCCAAAAAUGGAUUCACUAAAUUUGCCCACAAUAGACAUGAAGAGAAUGGCAAAGACAAUGACAAUCAUGUUGUUAAAAAUGGAUAUACUAACCAAGUCUCCAAUGGACAUAGUCAUUUUGAAAAUCUAACUGCCAGUGGGUUAAACAACAACAGUGACAGUGUUCAACAAGACAGCUCAAACUCAAAGAAUUAUAAAAUAGACAAUAUGCUAUUUUAUUACCUGUUUUCAUUUGGGGCUAGCCUUGGAAAUGAAAUUUUUUACAUCUUAUUUUUCUCAUCUUCACUGUGGAGUUUUGACAACUAUAUUGUUAGAAGACUACUUAUUGUGUGGGGUGUGAUUAUGUAUGUAGGACAGGCUGCAAAAGAUGUUAUUUGUUGGCCAAGGCCGAAAUCACCACCUGUUUUUCGUUUAGAGGAAAGAUAUGAAUUGGAGUAUGGAAUGCCUUCAACUCAUGCAAUGGUAGGAGUGGCAAUACCAUUCAGCUUGCUUUUUUUUAUGACUGGAAGAUAUGAGGUAUGUAAUAAUCAUAAUGCUUUUUUUAAGUUUGAUGAAAAUUAAUUUAUUAUCACUCAGUGUGUCAUCUAAGUCUAAGGAUUUUUAAAAAAUUGGUUUUUGGUCAAUUUUCUAUAGAAAUUUUUCUUUGAUAUUAGUUCGAUUUAAUUAUUAUAUGGACCUUUACAAAGAGUUAGAAAUAAGCCUAACUAACAAAACAUUGCUUUUAGUGGUGUUGUUGGCAUUAACUUUAUCUUCAGAGUAGGACAUAAGUGUUCAGGCUUAUUUUAAAUAAUUAUCAUGUAGUUAUAAAUUUGAAUGGCAAUGGGAACCAUAUAAGUAUAAGUAUAAGCCAUCGACAGCACAUCCGGAAAACACAGAUUUCACCGCUAAAUUAAAGCAUUAAUGCCAUUAUUUCUUUUUUAAAAGUGUAGGCACUAUGGUUUGUAAAUUUUAAUGUGAUAUUUUCAAUUUGGUAUACCUAUACUGUAUAAUAAUGAGUUACUAUUAAAAUGAAAGUACUAAAUUUAUAACACCAAAAUUAAUUCCCCUGCAGAUUUACUUAUAUUAUUGUAAUUGUUCAACAGUGCAUUUAUUUUACUUGGUUAUUAAUUUGGAAAAAUUAACUUUAUUUAGGAAAUAAAUUAUACUUUAAUGUAGAGUGGUUCUUAGUUAUAGGUAAUAAUUCCAAAAGUUACAAUUUUGCUGCUUCCACCCCCUAAUCCUGUUUCGAUAAAAUUUUAAAAAAGAACUGCAAAAUUUCAGCUCAGUCGGAAAACUGCUAGGCAGCCUUCAAAUGCCUUUAAGUUGGAACAUAAUAAUAGUAUAAAUAACAAUUAAUUCUGUUAAAAAGCUGUAUACUCUCCCCUAUCUCAACCAUUUUCUUUUUUCUAUCUAGCCAUAUUUUAUGUUGACACCUCCAGGCAAACGCAGCAAUUGUUAUAAACAUUCUGAAUUACAUAACCUAAAACUAAAAGAUAAUUCAAAAACUUCUUGAAAUAAUAUGAAUAAUUCACGAAAUAUUAGUUGUUUUCUUUAAUCGCACUCAAACUUUAUACGAGAAACACAUUUUAUUUAUAUUAUUUUUAUAUCAAUAAUUUCUAUAGAAUUUAAACAUAAUGUGAAAGAACAUUGAACAUUAUUUUUUCCUCGUGAGGAUUUUAUGGAAGUUGGGUAUUUUUUACCUUCUCCAUCAAGGAUCUGGAAAACAAUUUGUCUCAUAAUUUCAUCUUUUGUGAGAAUGUUAUUAUAAUCCUGAAUGAGUUUGAUGCCUCUUUCAGCAACAUCUUUUACAACUGUCUUCUUAAGUUUUUCAAUUCCACUUUUGUAACCAGCAUCAUCCUUCCAUGUUGAAGGGUCUUUGUUGAGGAUAUCUGUACUGAUAGAAAAUCUUGUGAAGAGUUUCCAAAGACAAAAACUCAAUCCUUGUAAAGGAAGAAAAAUUAUUUUGUACGGAAUGUUUCUCAUCAGUUGAUUUUUUUUUUUCUUCCUCUUCUUAUUCACAUUUGUCUUCUUCCAGCAUACCGUGUCCAAAUUUGCCUUAACCACUGUUGGAACAUUGUCACCAAACAAGGAUGAGCCCCAAUUUCAGGAACUAAGUUCCAGUGACAUUUUUUUUUUUUUCCAGCUGAAGCCAUUCUGAUUUCUGGAUCAAUAUCCUGCUAAUGUUUCAGGUGUCGCAUGAAUAGGAACUCAUAAUGUGUUUCUGACGACAGAAACCAGGCUUGAAUGUACACUCUAGCGAGAAAAAUGCAUAUACUUGUUAGAGAGUUCUAUUCCCUAUGAGAUAACUGAUAUUUAUCUUGAACAUUGAUAUCUUAACUUCAUUUAUUGCGUUAGCCAUCCACCUAGCAUGACUUACAGCUCCUGGUAUACAAAACAAUAUCCUGUUCUUCUGAAUGCUGUCACGAAAGAUCAUCAUUAUCUCCAGAAGUUCUCUGCAUUGUUCUUGCGGCUGUUUUUACGUAGAAUGAUAGCUAAGACAUCAUCAGGCACUUCAUUGUUACCAAUCAUGUAAACGUUCUUGUCGAGUUUUGUCCAGGUUUCUCUAACUCUUUUGAAAAGCUCCAUGUCUGGACCAGAAGUUGCAUCUAUCAGUGAGCUGAAACAGCUCCUCACAACUAACUCAAAAAUAUGAUGAUGGCAAGGGAGGUUGUGAUUGAAAUUUUGUUCUAGAUUUGUAGACAUCAUUUACUCAACCUGUGUUCGCUUGCUGUUGUAUCACAACUAAGUGCAUAUAUUUUGUCAGUUAUAGCUCACUUCCCCACUGCUUGGUAAACAGACAUGGCUUGCUGUUCUCCUGAAGAUGUUGGGAUUUCAGGCUCAGGGACUCGCAAAAAUUUUCCUUGCCUUGAAAAGUUACUAUUUCUGCAAGUCUAUCAACCUUUUCAACACAUUUCAGUGCUUUGAGUAGCUUUCCAUCUCAGUGCAACACUAACUAAUUCGUGGCAGUUGUUUAGGUGAAAUUUAUGCAGAAUUUCUCUGUGUCUCAAUUCUAUAUGCUUUGAACUAUUUUUAUUUUUAAACACAUUGUGUAUUUUUGCUAGGCGAUUUAACGCUUUGGGUCACAUUAGUAGUAAGGCAUGUACAUCGCAUUUAGUCACAAAAGUAGCGAAAGGGAUAAUUAAUAAUGUAUUAAAAUAUAUUAUUAUUAUUAUUAAAAAGUAUAUUAUUAUAAUUAACAUUAAAAAUGGAGAGGUCAUAAAAUAAGUUCAUCUAAUAAUAAUGAAUAAAUGGUAUAACAUAAUACACACUGCAAACAUUCAAAACUUCAUGGUCAGUGAGGGUCAUUUUGCCAUUAUCCAAACGAGCUAAAAUUUUGCACAUAUUGUCUUUUUAUUUUGUUGAUUGGAACAAGAGUAUAAAAGGUGAAAAAUAAGGGCCACCCUACAAACAGCGCCUACCUUUUCAUAAUAUAUUUAUUAUUAAAGCUUUCUUCUACAAAGUAUUACUUUUUCAAAAUAAGUAAUCAUAGAGAUGAUGUUUUAAUCCGGCUAUAUAUCACAUAAUGUAAUAUUAAAUUUAAGUACAGAUUAUGAUAUACCUAAAUUAAAUAUCAAUUAAUAUUAAAAAGACAUACGGUAUAUGAUUUUGUUGUGAUGAAAGACUGAUGUGAUAAGUCAGUUACACUGUAGGAUUCUGGGAAAUGAUGUUAACCCUCUUGAGAUGGGCUGGACUGAUAUAUCGACCCAUAGUGUUAUGGCGAAAAAAAAAGACGAAAGCUGAUCUGCUCAAUUAUAAAAGCCUAGAGAUUGGCUGGCUAAUCAGAUUGCUUCUGCAUUUCAUGUACAUAUUGUCAAUUUAAUAGUGGCUUCCAUUAAUAUUUUACGGUGCUCUGUUUUAUAUCAUUUUUCUUUUUUUUAACUAUUGAUCCCAAUAAAUGCUUUAAAAAAUAUGUGACCUUGAAAUAUAUCAUUUAUAGCUUCAAGGGAGUAUUUCUUGAAAUUGUUCACAUUGAAUCUCAUUCAUAUUUGGGUAAAGACUUAUUUCCGUUUCAACAAGCAUAAAAUUUAACAAAAUUCUGCAAGUAAGGCAAUUUUAUGCUGUUUUUUAAAAAAAUAUGCAUGCAUAAAUUAUGCAAAUCAGGAUAUCUCAGGAUAAAUGUUUCAGUUUGAUUCAUAAUGGUUGUUUUUAAAAAAAAAUAAUUCCCUACAAGAAUAUAUGUAAUUUUUAUAUUUGUAAAGUAAUUAGUUGUUUUUUUUAAAUGAGUUUUUUUUUUUGCAAAGUAAGUGCAUGGCUGAGACAAUCCAAAAAUGCUCUGUCUCAAGAGGGUUAAAAAGAGGUGCCUACUUAAGAAAUGAGAAUUUAUAGACUCAGCUGUGUGUGUGUUUGUAUUUCAGGAUGUGGGGGAUUAGGUAAAGUUGUAAAUAAUUGCAUAUAACCUUACAAAAAGUUUUCAAAUCAUUGUAACAUUGACUACAUUAUAACCUGUAAAUUGUAGAUAAUAUAAAGUAAAAGUGAACAGCUGAGAAUGGUGAAAGGGUUAUUUAUGCUUGUGGAGAAUUUUUUUAUUUACCAUCUAUUCUUUACAUACUUGUUUUAUUCACCAGUUUAACUACAUGGCAGGCAUACUAAUUGCAGUUGUUUGGAGUGCCCUAGUCAGUGUCAGUCGGCUUUAUUUGGGAAUGCACAGUGUAUUGGUAGGUUGUUUGUCCCCCCCCCCUCCCUCCCCAAGUUCUUUUUUCAAUUUUAUGCUGCUAAAAUAAAUGCAUUUAAAAUGUAUAGCAGAAUAUACAUAAUUUUUUUCCCUCUCUUAUCCAUCUACCUGGUCUAUACAUCUUUCUGUAAAAUAUUUCUUAUAUUUUUAGAGCUAGAGGGAAAAUUUCAUAAAGAGAUGCAAGGUUAACUGUUUGCCAAGUCAUUUGCUAUUUGUUUUGCUUAACUUAUCUGACUGCUAGCAAUUGUAUAUUUGUUUCCCCUUAACUAUUUAACAAAAGGUUGGCAGUUCUGUGACUUUUACAUUAUCUUUAGGCUGUGUGGAAGUUGAAACAUUCUUUUAUCUAAAUGAAUUUUAGGUAUUGUUUCGUUUUCUUAGUAAAUUAAUUCCUUCUUCCUAAGCACUUGCACUUAUUUUCAUUUUUAGUUAAUGAUUCCUUGUCACUGAAGUAUCACAUCCAUUUUUUUUUUUAAAUUAAAAAUUGCUCGAGAAUUUUCAGAAGUUUCAUUAUUUAUCUAUAUGAGUUUGCACAAUUAGGAAACAAUUAAAUAUAUGGUUUUCUCAUACUUUUAUAAGUUAUUAAAAAGUAUAGUAUAUAAGUAAUUGCAUAUCAAUUUUUUUUAAAAAUUCCAUUGGUGGCCCUCUUUGCACUUCGAGUUUGAAUUUGAUAUUCCUGCAUGAUAACUGUGAUCAGUUAUGACACUCUAUUUAUUAAUGCUGGUAGUUAUAUUUUCAUAAACCAGAAAAAUUAGGUUUUUAAUAUUACCAAAAAUAAAUGUUCUAGCUAUGUGUGUAUAAACUGAUUGAACUUUUUUUCCCCUCCAAAUUUUGUCUGAAAAUUUAUAAAAUUAAUGGGUUUUUUUCCUGAGAAUAUGAAAAUAUUUGAAAGCCUACACUUCUAUUUUAUUUAAAUAGUUAUCAGAAAAGGAUUUGAUAUUGAUGAUUGCCUAUUUAUUAUUAUCUAUUAUUUAAUUGCUGCAUCCCUAAUCUUAAACAUUCUUAUCGUAACUACCUAAGUUGUAAAAGUUAAACUUAUGAUAAAGUUUUCUGCUAAUAAGAUAAUAUUAACUAUAGGCCCAUAUACCAUAUGCUUUGUCUUACUUUGUAUAGCUGACAUCAAUUUCAUUAUUGUUUGUGGUCAUCAAAUCUGCAGCUCAUACACAAUUGCACCACACAUUAUUAUAGUUUCCAAACAGCUGGCACCUGCUUUCAUGUACUUUUUAUUGAAAUAAUCUCUUUUUAUCCCCAGGAUAUACUGGCUGGGCUGAUAUCGGCUGCAGCACUAAUGAUGUUGACUGUCCCCCUUGUAGAGCCCAUAGACAGUUUAAUUAUAACUCAUCCAUAUUCCCUACCUCUUAUGGUAUUGAUGUGUAUAAUACUGAGUCUGAUGUAUCCUUCUUUAGAAAAGUGGAGUACGGCUCGUGGAGACACCAUUAUGGUUUUGGGUGUUUUUUCUGGCAUAUAUGGAGGUCUUUGGCUAACAGGAAAAUUGAUAGACUUUAAACCAUUACCUGAAUCCCUACCAUUAAUUUUGACUUUGCCAUCAUUGGAGACAAUUUGGUUAGCUUUAUUACGUCAAGUACUGGGUGUAGCUUUUAUAAUCAUCUUUUUACAAGCUGUUAAGAUGUCCGUUCUUUAUGGUUUAUCCUGGUAUUUUGGUUAUGAUCCUAAAGAUCCUAAAACAAAACAGGUGCUUGUAAUAGAGUUGCCCUACAAGUAUCUUUCCUACUUUAUUGGAGGUGUGGUGUCAACAUACCUCAUGCCUGUUAUAUUUUUAAAACUGAAUAUUGACAGACCUAGCUACUAUUCUGAGAUAUUUAAUUACUCUGUCUAGCAAAGAAACCAUGCCUACUUCAUUUAGUGUUUUCCUUUUUAUCCUGGCUUGCUUUUUAUUUUAAUUCCAUCAAAUAAUAGAAAUGCAACAAUUGCAUUUAAAAAAAAAAUUGAAAUAUAAUAUAAUUAAUUUUAUUUGUGAGACUUUAUCACAAUCUUAGCAAAGAGUUUGGCAAUGAUAAUUUGUGCCUUUAAAACACCCAGCAAACAGAACCCUUACAAUUGCAUUGUAGGUAGUGACGCUCUUAAGAUAAGUUUUAUGACAAGAAUUAGUUGGUGUGAUUAUCAAGAUUUAUAACCUAGCUUCUCAGAGCUAUUUAUAUAAAGAAGAAGCUUGAUUUUUUAAAUGCUUGUGAAAUAUUUUCAGAGAUUUAUUUCACACCAUUGCUUUGUGAUAUAUUGCUUUUUAUUUUUAAAAGUGAUUUGUACUAGUAAGCAACAAGAUUGGCUUUGGCUGCAUUGACUUGCAGGUAAAGAAAUAAAAAUUGUAAAAUUUGAAAUUUGUUACUUAAAAAUUGAACUGAAGAAACAUUUCUGGUCUUACAUAAGAAAAUAUUUUAGUAAGACUACGAAAUUUAAAAAAAAAAAAUGUCCUUGCUAAUAAAAAAAAUUUUAUUUUGAAGACCAGGCAGUUAGCUUUCAGGUAGUUUUAAAGACCAGGCAGUUAGCUUUCAGGUUGAAGUCAUAUGAAUAAUGCUCAAACUUUUCUCUCACCUCUGACCAAAUAGUGUGAACAAUAAAUUUUGUAUUGGAAGUACCUUAAGGUAAUUCAAUAUGAAUGACAUCUGUAAUUACUAGUCGCAAACCUUCAUGAAUACAGUGUAAUUAGUGGAGCUCUGGAAACAUAAUUGUGAUUAAGACCUAACACCUGGGAUCUACUAAUAAAUCUAAUAAGUGAAGUUAGAUUAUUAACCUUUUAAAAUUAUAAUAUAAAGAUAUCAUAAAACCACAUUUUUUGGGGAGGGGAGAAGUUGGAUACUGUUGCUCAUGUUGUCCUUCUCCCAAGUUAUCAUGUUUGAAUUAUUCUAUUGUUGAAACCUGAUGUCUUAACAGGUUACCUUGUCAUCAACAAAGAAAAUCAAAUUCUAUAUUUCUAUCUUGUCCAAGUUUGUUUAAAUCCUUUUUAAAACUUAAAAAAAACCCUAAAAAUAUAACUUUUGUUAUGAAUAUCUUAAGUUUAGGAGAGUAAAAUCUGUCCUUGAGUUUCACUUAAAAUGACUUCAAAGUCUGUGUAUUAAUGCCAUUGGGUUUUAUUUAAAGAACUGUUUCACUUCAUUUUGAUGCAUACUUUGUUGCAUUCUUUGAAAUUAUUUUUAUAGUUUUAGAGGUGAAUUUUGGAUUAAAUAUAAUUUUCACAUUGGAAAAAUUGUUUUCAAUUAAAGAAAGUUGAUUGUAACAAACAAAUUGGUUAAAAUAUUCGCAGUUGAAUCUUGGUUUCUGUGUGAUUUAAAACAUAAUCAACAAUAAUACAAAAAUUUAACUCUUUACUUAUGCAGCUUAUUUAUUUUUAAAUUUUAUACCAUAUAAAAAAAAAAACUGCCUGCCCAUUUCAACCUUUCAUAAGGUAAAUAGUUGGCUUGAUAAGCCAACUAAAGUUCAAAUUUCAAUAAAUAUUUAGAUUCUGCUGUUAAUUCACUGUCAUUUAACUAGUUUGGGAUGAAUGAAUUAUUAAAAUACUCAAAAUAAAAUACUUAAGAUGUGUUAUGGUUAAAUGUGAUAUUUUAUGAAUGUUGUUUUUCAUUAAUGACAAUGGUUGAGGGUCAAGAGUUUGAUAUUUGAAUCAUUUUUUAAUUUUUAAAAAUAUUAUUUUCUUAAUUUUUACUGCUGAUUUUUUAAAUUGAAAAAAACACUUUUAUUUUUUUGAAAUUGGGAUCAUGUGAAUAGAAAUACAUUUCCAGACCUGUUUUCCUUCAAACUCUUAAAAUCGUACAAUAUCAUCCCAAAAUCGUUCAAUACUGUAUAUUUAUAGUAAAAAAUAAACAUACAGUAUAUAUAAUAUAUACAUCUCAAAAUCGUACAAUGAACGCCAAAAUCGUAAGAGUAAACAGGUCUGCAUUUCUUUCAUUUAAGUCUCAUGCUCAAAGACGUUAUUGGGUGGUCUUCUAGUCUCUUUAAUUUAUUUCUAAUUAUGCAAAUGAUCAUGCAUGCAUGUUCAUUGCAAAAUUUGCCCAUUUAACGUUGAAUGUAUAUUUCUUAAGCUUAGAUUUGUCUACAAGAAUUAAUAUAAUCCCUUAAUUCGCUGCUGUUCCUAGUUUAUUAAACUUUUAAAGUUUUUUAACUUGUGUUUUAAAUUCAAAUACUUGCUGCAAAUAACGGCAUCCCUUUUUUUAGUUUAUUUAUUUACAGUUUUGUUUUAAUUAUUUUAUGUUAAAAGAAGAAAAAAAGUUAUUGUUAGCUAUCCACGCUGAACAUGUUCUUCCCCUGGAAUUAUUAAAGCAUUUCAUAUAAUUUACACAUCCUUUCCUUAUUUGUUUAUUUUAAUUUCCACAGUGUUUUAUCAGGAAAUAUUAAUAAGGUUGUGGGUUUUCAUAAAUUUUUUUUGUUUUGUAAAUGGUGUUUUAUGUUAUGAACAGCGGUAGAUGAAACUGUAUAUAAUCAGGAGCCAUAACUUUUUUCUUUUCUUUAGGAGCCAGCAUUUUUUUAUUUUUGGGUUUUCUUUUAUUCAAAUUAGGACUUGGAAAACCAUGAAUCAAACUAAAGAUGCUUAGACUAAAGGGUAAAACUUUUUAAGCUGCCAUGUAGACCAGGCAUCCUGUGUUGGUCUCAUCCAUUUUUAUAACUAUAAAUGUUUGGUUUCUUUAUCAAAAUUUAAAAAAACCCUGAAUUUUAAAAUAUUUCGUGUGAUCCACACUGUUUGCGAUAUUCAUAUUUUUAAUUAACGGGUCAGAAUUUGCCAGUUUUUCACUUUCAAAAACAAUUAAAAUAUUCAAAAUUUCCUGGGCUCGUGGCAUAUUAUUGAAAUAUUAGAUUGGAACUCCUCAUGUAAGUCUUGACAACAUUUUUCUAGCCACUUAGUCUAAGUAUGAUUGUGUUUUUGCAUUAAGAAAUAAAUGGUUGUAUUAAGAUCACAUUAGAACAUUGAAAUCUUCAACCAUUACCCAUGGCCAUUGACCACGAUAGAUGUGGUUGUUUCAUUUUUCAACUUUUUAAAUUAAUUGUCAUUUGAAUAAUUAAAAAAAAAAUAAUAAUUUGUUUUCUCAGAUUUAAGGAAAUAAAUGAUUAUGAUUUUUUUUUUUUGGUCCUUUGUAGCAUAUUUUAGUACCAACAUUGGCUAAAAACAAAUAAGUUUUUGGCUUAUAAUUAUGAAUUCUAAAAUGUUAGGGUUAAUAAAUGAAGAUUAAUUAGACACGAACAAUUUGUGUCAAUGCAACAUUAUAUGUUCAGCUUUAAUAAUAAUUUUACAUAAUACAUAAGUACUAUUACUAAUUAAAUUAGCUGGGAUAGUUUCCUAAAAGAUUUUUUUUUAGUUUUGUUACUUUUUCUACUUACUUGAAAUCAUUACAAACAUACUUACUGUAACUUAUGUGAUAAUUAUACAGAUUCACAUGUCAACUUUUGUCUUAGAGGGUCGAGCUUUCUUCACUUUAUUUUUUUAUGCUUUUAAGAGUGCAGUGUACCAGUAGUCAAAUUAUACCCAGAGAUCAAGGUUAUGGGCUUAUGAAUACAAUACAAAUUAUUUAUGAAGGAGACCAAGCUUGUAGUGAUUGUUUCGUACUAAUAAAAACCAUUGGUUAUUAAAUAACACUACUCAUGAGUUGUUUGGACCCUUUUUUUGUUAUUAUGGUUACAUAAAUAAACAAUAUUCGGAAUUAUUUACCACAAGGACAAGAUUUUAUAAAGUGUAUUUCAAGUUUCUUGUGAACCAACAAUCAUAACGAUGUUCAUAUGUUGUGCAAUCCUGAAAUUGGCCAAUCUCAAGUUGACAUGAACUUAUGUGUCUGUUUGUUUAUACCACUUGAUUAUGUUUGAUCAGUUGUUGUUUUUAUUUGGCUGCCGUCUCCCUGUCAGCUGCAUCUUUGGGUAUACAAGACUUUGUCCAUUGUAAAUGUAUUUAGCCACAGUAUUAUGUCAGCCUUUUGUUCCGUCCACAUGUAGGAAGUUCAAUGGCUUGUCUCAUUUUAAUCAAUUUUUAAUAACUAAAUUUUGGAAUAUAUUGCAAGUGGAAGGUGGUGUUAUCUAAUCACAUCAAUGUUUUUUCAUAAUGUAUUAUAACUGCAUGCGUUGUGUAUUUAUUAUAUACCCGCUGCCACAUGUUUUGAUAACCAAAGUUCACCCUGUAAUCUGAUUCUGUUCAACUCCUUUAUAAUCUCGUGUAUGUUAUUAUAUGGUGUAUUUAUUCCUUCAGACUUUCUUCUUCAAUAAUUAUAUUCUGAAAAGAAAACGAAAAAAAGUUUUUUUCAAAAAAAAAUAUUGCAUUACCUUUUUUAUUUAAAAGAUGUCUGGUUUCAAUAUCUUUGAGCCCAUCUUUUGAUAUGGUACCUACAGACCUGAAGCUUGGCUCAAAGUUUUUAAAUGUAAGAUAUUUGAAAAGUUGAUAGUUCUAGAACGACCCUUGAUAGUUCUAGAACGACCCUUGAUAGUUCUAGAACGACCCUUGAUAGUUCUAGAACGACCCAUUCAACUUCAAGCUUUUCAUUAUUAAAUACUGAUAUUCCAUGAGCUUUUAUUUUUAAUUUAAUUAUUACCUCAUUCCAGCUUCUUUUUUUUUUUUAACAAUGUGUUCAUCUUCAGAAUAAUAACUGCUGUGUUUUAAUAAUUAUUAUUAAUACGGCAAUUUUUCUAUUAAAUCGAACACACUUACAAAAAAUAAUCUUUAUCUUCCAUUAUUAAAAUUGCCGACAUUUUGGCAUAAUUUUCUUUGGUUCAUCAACUUGAGUUUGACUUGACACUAACAGCACCAACGUUUAUGUCAAGGCUGUACUGUACCACUCAUUAAUGCUCAACACACACACAUACAUUUUACUUCAUAGUUUUUCAAUUAGGCCACAUUUUUUUGGUAAAAACUAAGGUCUUUAUCAUGAGUGCUUUACAUUUCAAAUGAGCCCCUGCCUACCAUUUCUAUUGAGCCCCUGCCUACCACCCUGCCUACCAUUUCUAUUCAGCCCCUGCCUACCAUUUCUAUUCAAAUGGUGUUGGCUCAUAGUCACCAGCUUUAUUCAUUUCUGUAUUUAUCAAUUUAGGUCAGAGUCGGUCAACUGGAAAUUCUGGUGCGCAGCUGGAAAAAAAAAACUUUUUUAGUGUCAGGUCAAUAGAAGCCUUAAUGCUUGUAAAAGCUGUACUUAGGGCAGACAACUCUAGUGCUAUCACAUUUGUUUAUACUAUGUCAUUUGUGUGCACAAGCCAGUUGAGCUAAAGUAAGGUUGAUUUCCAUAGAAUGAGACCUGAAUUGUCUGCAUUUUCUCUAUGUCAUUGGGGAGUUUGAAUUUGCCAUAAAUUUGCUGUUAAUCGAUUUUAAAUUAAACUAGAAAUGAUGCAUUUGUUCUAUGUGCUAUCUCUGUAACUUGUUUUGAAUAGUAGGUGUAAUGUGGGUAGGUCAACUUACACAGAUGUUCACAACACAUGACAUUGUUUAGAUGGUUUUCAAUAUGGGACAAUAGUUAACUCAUGUUCAUAAUUUGUCAAUUGUAAAAUGUAAAAAUUCAAUCCACUCAGUGUGGCAUCAGUGCACAGUGAUGUGUCCCCAUUGCAUAGUUGUGCACACUGAUGUGCCCCCAUUGCAUAGUUGUGCACACUGAUGUGCCCCCAUUGCAUAGUUGUGCACAGUGAUGUGCCCCCAUUGCAUAGUUGUGCACACUGAUGUGCCCCCAUUGCAUAGUUGUGUACAGUGAUGUGUCCCCAUUGCAUAGUUGUGCACAGUGAUGUGUCCCCAUUGCAUAGUUGUGCACAGUGAUGUGCCCCCAUUGCAUAGUUGUGCACAGUGAUGUGCCCCCAUUGCAUAGUUGUGCACAGUGAUGUGCCCCCAUUGCAUAGUUGUGCACAGUCUGGGGUGCCAUCAAAACACUUUGAUACAGCACCUUCAUAUCACCUAGACUAGAAGUAAUGGGAUAAACUAAUCAGUGGAAAAUACUAUUUUUAGGAACAUUUUCUCUACAAGCAUUCACUAGGUAAACUCUUGUUGACUGACUGAGCUUAGGCAAAAUGGAUGUUUCAUGUAACAUUUGGCUGACUCUAUUUAUGUGUUAAAACAUCGAUGUGCUGUAAAAAAAAUUUUGUCUGAGUCCAGUGUUAAAUUGAUAGCAAAGUUACCACCACUUGUUGACUAUUGUUAUCCAGGUGCCUUUUUCCUUUAAUUUUGUUGCAUUUCUUGAUCUUUUUAAACUACUAACAUAAGGAAGUGGUUUUUAUGUUUACCUUUGAAACUGUUACUGAAGUUUUUUUUUUAAAUGUGUUUUUGAUAGAAUGUUUUGACUACAAUGAUGCAUUGACUCAUUGUCUAUCCCCAUCAUUUAAAAUACCAAACGAAUUGAACAGAUUGUCUUGCCAUAAGAUUAUCCUCCCAGAACUUUAAACUAAAUAACUCAGCUCCUAGACA
Molecule: messenger RNA, 13726 nt
Organism: Lymnaea stagnalis (great pond snail)
Lineage: Eukaryota; Metazoa; Mollusca; Gastropoda; Lymnaeidae
Source: the annotation of a GenBank genome assembly